Molecule: messenger RNA, 2989 nt
Organism: Austrofundulus limnaeus
Lineage: Eukaryota; Metazoa; Chordata; Actinopteri; Cyprinodontiformes; Rivulidae
Gene: hadhab
Product: hydroxyacyl-CoA dehydrogenase trifunctional multienzyme complex subunit alpha b
Exons: 20
Coding region: 49-2340 (763 amino acids)
Biological process (GO): fatty acid beta-oxidation
Cellular component (GO): mitochondrion; mitochondrial fatty acid beta-oxidation multienzyme complex
Molecular function (GO): long-chain (3S)-3-hydroxyacyl-CoA dehydrogenase (NAD+) activity; enoyl-CoA hydratase activity; NAD+ binding
Source: RefSeq, a predicted model, not a curated record
UGGGCAGCUAGCUAGGCUAGCACUUCCAGAUUGACCUCCGCUUCCAACAUGGCUGGUGUUAGAGCCUUUGGUGUUCUCUCUAGAUUGUCAGCAAGGCGGUAUGCUCUCAUUACAGGCCCUACGUUUCGAACCUUCUCCGUAGCUUCUGCCAUGUUUGCCCGAACCCAUGUGAAUUAUGAAGUCAAGGGUGAUGUUGCCGUUGUCCGAAUUAACGACCCAAACUCCAAGGUUAACACACUGUCCAUUCAAAUGCAAAAGGAGAUGACAGAAGUUAUGGAUGAAGUGUGGGCCAAUGAUGCUGUUAAAAGUGCUGUCCUCAUCUCCUCAAAGCCAGGGUGUUUCAUUGCAGGAGCUGAUAUUAAUAUGAUUCAGGCUUGCAAGAGUGCGGAAGAAGUUAGUAAACUUUCUCAGGAAGGACAGAAGAUGUUUGAGAAGAUUGAAAAAUCCCCGAAGCCUAUUGUUGCAGCCAUCAAUGGUUCUUGUUUAGGAGGAGGUUUGGAGUUCGCCAUUGCCUGCCAGUACAGAAUUGCAACAAAGAGCAAGAAAACCAUUCUGGGUACUCCUGAAGUAAUGCUGGGUCUUUUACCAGGAGCUGGUGGGACACAAAGACUACCUAAAUUGGUUGGAGUUCCCAGUGCCUUUGACAUGAUGCUAACAGGAAAAAACAUAAGGGCAGAUAAAGCCAAGAAGAUGGGGCUUGUCCACCAACUUGUAGACCCUCUUGGGCCUGGACUGAAGAGUCCAGAGGAAAGAACAAUUGAAUACCUGGAAGAAGUUGCUGUUGAAUGUGCCAGAGACAUAGCCAAUAAGAAGAUUUCCCUUCACAAACAGAAAAACAUGAUGCAGAAAAUUCAAGACUAUGGGAUGAGCUUUGAGUUUGUACGGAAUCUACUUUUCAAAACUGUCCAUGAUAAAGUCAUGAAACAGAGCAAAGGACUUUAUCCAGCACCCCUUAAAAUAAUUGAAUGUGUGAAGACUGGAAUUGAACAAGGCCCAGAUGCUGGAUACUUGGCAGAGUCUCAGAAUUUUGGUCAGCUGGCGAAAACRUCCGAAUCAGCAGCCCUGAUUGGUCUGUAUCAUGGUCAAGUGGCCUGCAAGAAGAAUCGCUUUGGAGCGCCUCAAAGAGAAGUAAAAACACUUGCCAUCUUGGGAGCGGGUCUAAUGGGAGCAGGCAUUGCCCAGGUGACCGUGGACAAGGGUGUGAACACAAUCCUCAAGGACACCACAGUGGAGGGACUGGCUAGGGGAGAGCAGCAAGUUUACAAAGGGCUCAAUGACAAGACCAAGAAGAAGAGCAUCACGUCAUUUGAGAGAGACUCCAUAAUGUCCAACCUGACUGGUCAGCUGGAUUACAGCGGCUUUGAAAAGGCUGACAUGGUUAUUGAAGCAGUGUUUGAGGAUAUAAACAUCAAGCAUGCCGUUCUGAAGGAGGUGGAAGCUGUUGUGCCCCCUCACUGCAUAUUUGCAAGCAACACAUCUGCUCUGCCCAUCAAGRAUAUUGCUGCUGCAAGCAAAAGACCUGAGAAGGUGAUAGGAAUGCACUACUUCUCUCCAGUGGACAAGAUGCAGCUUCUUGAGAUUAUAACCACUGAUAAGACAUCAAAGGAUACCACUGCCUCUGCUGUGGAUGUUGGCUUAAAGCAGGGCAAAAUCAUCAUAGUUGUUGGGGAUGGACCUGGAUUCUAUACAACAAGAUGUUUGGCUCCUUUGUUGGCUGAAGCUAUACGAGUGCUUCAGGAAGGUGUUGACCUCAAGAAGUUGGAUGCACUCACAACAGGCUUUGGGUUCCCCGUGGGUGCCGCCACGCUGGCUGAUGAGGUCGGUAUUGAUGUUGCGGCGCAUGUAGCCGAAGACCUGGGGAAAGCUUUCGGCUCCCGCUUUGGUGGUGGAAAUGUGGAGGUUUUAAAAACCAUGGUGGACCUGGGAUUUAAAGGACGCAAAUCAGGAAAGGGUUGCUACAUCUACCAAGAAGGACGCAAAGACAAAGACGUCAACCCAGAGAUGAGAGACAUUCUUGAGAAAUUCAGRAUGACACCAAAUCCUGCUGUUUCAUCAGACUCUGACGUUCAGCUGAGGCUUGUUUCACGAUUCGUCAACGAAGCCUUGCUGUGUUUGCAAGAAGGUAUCCUGCACAGCCCACUUGAAGGAGACAUUGGGGCUGUGUUUGGACUGGGAUUCCCCCCCUUCCUCGGAGGACCUUUCCGCUACGUGGACACCUUCGGCGCAGACAAGCUGGUGGAGAAGAUGAGGCAGUUUGAAGCUGUUUAUGGGAAUCAGUUCACACCCUGCCAGCUGCUCCUGGAUCAUGCAGGAGAUUCCAGCAAGAAAUUCCACAAGUGAUGGACUCUCCACGUGCCAGUUCAACCUAAACUCCUGUUUGCCAGUAGAAUGUGCCUAACGUUGGUAUUAAGGAUGGGGACAAACACUCAAUUUUUUUAGGUACACCUAAUUGGCUCCUGCAAUAAUUAUACMUGAAAUUAUUGAUCAUUUUGGAGGAUCCAGUUUGUGGCAGCUUUGUUUUGCUACUACUGAGCCCAUUACUGGUUUAAAAAAAAUACAUUUGAAAAGGUGGCUCUGAAAUAAUCAUAAACUUGAUUCUUACAUUUAUUGUAGCCAGGUGUACCUAAAAAAAACUAGUUAACUAAAAGGAAGAGUUGAAGGUGGCUUUUUUUUUUUACUUAAAAUAUUAACUUGACAUAUAUGUAAAGGUGCAGAUGGAGGCUGAUUAUGAUACAUUACAUCCAUAAUAUUUGUGGAAAAGAAAUGGACUUUUCCAGCUGCCAGUUUAAUUGAUACUGAUGAAUGUUAAGAGUUGCCACAUAUGGUUCGUUGUCUUGUAYAUUAAAGGCCUUCAUGCUCAGGAUGGAGAAUUAUGUAAAUGUUAAAGAAAUUCCUUUUUGAGUUUGUUUUUGUUUGUAUACAACUUGUAGAGGAAAUUUCACAAAACUGAAAGUUGUCAGAACAGAAUAAAGACUAGGAAUGUGUCAGA